GGAGUCUGUGUAAACAGCGCCCUCCUGCAUCAGUGCUUGAAAGCGCGCUGGCGUCCUGGCGGACGUGCACGCACUCGAGCAACAGAUCCGCGCGCAUGCGCAGUUCAUUGUUUUGACUGAAAAUGCCGUCGGUUUCGAAAACGGCGGCCAAUGCGUCCCCUCAAACCGAGAAACCUACCCACUAUACGUGAGUAAAGCUGCUGCAAAGAAACGACACAAUAACCCGCGGCUGAAUAUGUUACGUGCACGUGCGCCGUUGCUUGUUUGCAUGUGUUGCAUUCUUCAACUCUUGGACGUGUGUGUGAAAACAUGGAGCUUUUCCUGGCUUUGUGACUGCCUAACGUUACAUAGCAAACAGCGACUGCACGCUAACGACAUCAGCCCAAUUUGGGGAAACCUGGAAAUCUUACAUCUAUUUAUGGACGAGCAUAAUGCUAACGGAAUCAUUUGACGUUGUUUUAUAGAGUUAGUGAAUUGUUUAGAAUAAUCGUUUUAAUGUUACACCGUCAACUCGGUCUGCUAAACGAUUAGCCAGGAACUCGCUAUCCAGUCUGCUUGUAAAUAGCUCGGCCUUAUUUUGAGUUCCCUCUUGCUACGCACAUUUAUAAACGUACGCUCACUGACUUUCAACAAGUGUUACGCUGGAAAACUGCGUAGUUUGCUUCGUGAAUAGGAAGCUAACGCUAGUGACCCAAAAUAUAUAGUAGGCUACAACACUAGCAGCAGCACACGACACUUCAGAGUCCCUUAACUUUUCUGUUUCCCCUCGACUCAUUUCUAUGCUGCUAGUAGUUUAAUAUUCCGGUUGUUUGCAUUUGUUUUGGUUCUCCUGGUUGUUUCAGGUACUUGAAGGAGUUCAGGACCGAGCAGUGCCCGUUGUUCCUCCAGCACAAGUGUACGCAGCACAGACCCUUUACGUGCUUUCAUUGGCAUUUUCUCAACCAGCGGCGGAGACGACCCAUAAGGAGAAGAGACGGAACUUUUAACUACAGCCCCGACGUUUACUGCACGAAAUACGACGAGACCACAGGCAUCUGCCCCGAUGGAGAUGAGUAAGUCUCUGUUUCUGUCAUUCAGAGUCACGCUGCAGCUGCUGGGCUGCUUACAAAUGGUCUGUUGACAUAUUUUGAAAGAGGAUUGUUGUUGUUGCUGAAUGAAUAAAUCUGCACUCGGGUAUAUUAACAUACAUACUAGGACUGGGAGAUUUGGCCAAAAAGAUGAUCACCAUAUACUUUGUCUUAUUGUCCGAUCUCGAUUAUUAUCCCGAUUUUUUUUAAGCUGCCAGUUUUAAAGCAUCUGUACUUAAAAUUAAAAAAUAAAUAUAUAAAUACUAAAUAAGACGUUAAAUAACUUUUCUUCUCAACAAUAACAUCUUUGGAGAAUGACUCAAAGUCAUGGCUGAUUUACAGAAAUGAGCAGGAAAAGCUUGACUGUGAUUGGCUGUUGUGAUGCACAUUUUCACCAUGUUUGAUCGAGUAAAUAAGCUCACAGCUGAUCACAGUGAUCGAACUGAAAUUUAUCCAGAUCAUUAAUCCCGAUCAUAUAAUCGCCCAGUCCUAAUACAUACUAAAAAAAGGAUUCAGUGCAUCUGAUAAAAAAGUGCUCCUCUUGGCCCUUAUAGCUGGGCUCAGGUGGCUUUGGUGUGAUGUGUGUCACAGUGAUGUGGAUGUAUUUCAGUGUCUCAGAGUGAAGUACUGCGGUCAUCUGAUGUUAACUCUUAAAGUCACAAAAAGAAGCUGUGCAAAGAACUCUUUUCCUUCCUGCCAUGUAUCGCACACCAUCAGGACUGCACUCAGCUAUCUUUAAUGAUGUUUGCAUAUGUUUCGGUGACACUCCUGGAGAUUACAAAAAAAUGUUUUCAAACCAAGGUUAAUUAUAUACCACAAAUAAAGCACUAAAAGUGAUCUAGCCUUGAAGAAAAUAAGUAUUUAGUAUACAAAGACUGUAGGUAAUUCGGCAUUUGAGUUGUUCCUUAUUUGAAACAUAUGAUUUUACAGAUGCAUCAUUGAAAGAGCUCCUCUUUGCCUUUCUGCAGCAGGCGUCUUCUUUGUGGUUUAGAUAUGACUUGAAACGCCCUCUUCAUGUGGUUGAACUAGAGAUUGACAGAUUACUUGGUUUGUUGUUGAUUGGGCCAGUUUUAAAUAGCUUUGAAUAUAACAAGUCUAAACAUUUUAAAUAAUCAGACUUACAUUGAUGCUCACAGUGCCAAUGUCACCCUCAUCUAUCUGAAUAAUAGCAUGUCCUUAAUGAUAGCAUCUCAAAUCUGAAAAAGUUUUAUCGUUUUUUUCUGUUUUGGUAUAGGGGAUAAUACAGUUUAUUCUGACAUAAAUAUCAAAUUUCUUCUGAAAUAUGCAGCAUAAUCCAUAAAUAUUUCUAUUAAAUCAAAAAUAUAUCUAAAUCGUAUGUCUGGCUAAAAUAAACAUGUACAUUAGAUAGUGAGGAAUUGAAAGGAAUGUUGAAAUAUGUAUAUAAAUAUGUUUUUGGUUUGUUUUAAUCCAAAUAUUUACCAUAUAUUUUUCUAUUUUAAUAUUUUCAGAUGGCUGCACAGAAAUCCAAAAGUCCUUUGUGAGAAAAUUUUACUGAGAAUAUUUUUAUGUCUUAAUCUAUUUUUAAAAGUGUCGAUCCCAAUUCAGCAACGUUGUUUCUCAUUCGUCUGUAUUUUUAAAAUUUUAUAUCUUAUCAAAUGCAAAAAAACAACAUGAUAUCAACAUUAUAAAUUGUCUGUUGACUGAUUUGCCGUCUUUUAAUCUGCUUCAGCAUCAACCACUGAGAAACAAAUAUCAGCUGACCACUGAAGUGAGCCACUGUCUUCACAAAAGCAGACAAUAACACACUGAAUUACAGACUGUCUCUCUGUGCUUGACCGCAGCAUGUUUCCGAUACAUACUAUCUUAUUAUUUUUAGCGAUGUCACUCUGGUUUGUUGCAAAAGAACUAACAAUAAGACACCAGUCUUGUUUGGUAUUUUCCAAUAAUAGACAUUAAAUAAUAGUCAUCUGUUGAUUGCACACACAGUGCACAAUUUGCUCCCAAACAUCACAGGGGGACACUGUAGCCAAUAACAAAGUAAUAAAGGUGUAGGCAUCCCAUUUCUCCAGUGUUAUAAUAUCUCCAGUUAUCUUUGAGAAGAUGUAAAGAAUAGGGAGUAGGUACAAAAGUAGUAAAAAUGAAAAAAAAAAAAAAAAAAAAAAGCAAAGACAUAGAUUAUUAUGCUAAUUGAAAAUGGACUACCACAAUCCUUACAGUUCCUUCUCUGCCAAUUGCUGCUAUUUUUAUAUGACCUUAUGUGUUGCUAUAGCAACUGUUGCUACUCAAGAAAAGAAAAAUGGGUUUUUGAACAGGCUUAUUGGCCGUAUGUUUCUUGAGACAUUGCUACUGCAUCAUCCUUGGAUUCAUAAGAUGAUGUUAAGGGUUAGAAAUGAGUGCAACUCCAAUAAUUUAUAAUCUCUGUGGUUUUACAAUGACUGCUCCGACCUGAUUUAGUGCAGUGUUUGCUUGUUUCAUGCUAAAAAUGAUCUCAUUGUGUGAGAUAAGCAGCCUGCAGCAUCUUCAGUGCAUUUUGUUGAAGAUACAGAUUGAAACAUUGCUGUUUGUAUACUCAGAUUGAACAUUUAAGAUUAAGGCUAGGGGCUUUCUUCAUUUGUAAAAUCUUCUGCCAAAUAAUCUGAGUUCAGAUAUUUCUCUAAGAACAAGUGAUGAUUUAUCUCACUGUUGUGUACUUGCUUUCUUAGCUGUCCCUACUUACACCGGACCACUGGUGACACAGAGCGCAAAUACCAUCUCCGCUACUACAAGACUGGCACUUGCAUCCAUGAGACAGACGCUCGAGGGCAUUGUGUGAAGAAUGGUCUCCACUGUGCGUUUGCUCACGGGCCACAUGAUCUCCGACCUCCAGUCUAUGAUAUCAGGUGACAUACAAAGCAAAUAGUGGCCUCCGGUUUCCCUGCCAAGUUCACCAAGCUCACUGCCAAGCUCACUCACAAGACUCACAAUGGCACGAACGAAGCAGUCAUUUUAGACGUAUGCUGUUAAUGUUGGUGUUAAAUGAAUUAACUUUGAGGGCGUAGCUCUGUUAAAUAAGGAAAACCUUUAUCUUGUUGUAGAUUCAAAUGACUCCUUUUGAUCUCUGUGCUGCUAAAAUGGCCGGGGUUAGUCAGCUGACACUUAAUAAUGUUGGUUUUUAUGCUCUUUGUGUAUCAUUUAUAACAACAUGCUGUUAAACCAUCUUUCAGGUCUAAUGUUUAUCAGUUAAAUAUUCAAAAUUUGAAAUUUUUUGGAUGAACUUUUACCGACUGAAACAUUAAAACUGGAAUAAAACUAACAGGGUCCCUACACAAGUAUGGAAAGUAUGGUAUAAGUUUGAUCAGUUUCCAGGUCUUAAAAAGUAUGGAAAAUGAAAAAUAAAGUAGAUGUUUCCAAAAAUAAUUCUAAAAAGUAGAGUAUGGAAAAGUAGAGUAUGGAAACUGUGUAGGAACCCUGAACUGACUAUUGUUUUCUGUGCAGAGAGAUCCAAGCACAAGAGGCUCUUCAAAAUGGACAGCUGGGAUCAGGGGAAGGUAUUCCUGACCUGCAGCCGGGUGUGUUAGCCAGCCAAGCUAUGAUUGAGAAAACUCUCACAGAAGACCCCCGGUGGCAAGGUGAGUUACCCCCAACCUUGCGCUGAAGUGCUUUAGCCAUUUAGAGUGACGCACUUGACUGUUUGCGAAAUAAAACCGAAAUGAUGUUAAUACACAACUCUUGUUUUUCAGACACCAACUUUGUUUUAGCUAAUUAUAAAACAGAGCAGUGUACCAAGCCCCCAAGACUAUGCAGACAGGGCUAUGCUUGUCCCCACUACCACAACAGCAGAGACCGAAGACGAAACCCAAGGAAGUUCAAAUAUAGGUAAGGUUUGACAGAGGUUAAGUUAAAGAAAUGAACAUGCUGAAGUGAUGUGAUUGCUGUCAGCUGAAGGUCUGACUCUGUGAACGCAGGUCCACUCCCUGUCCUAAUGUGAAACAUGGGGAUGAAUGGGGCGAGCCUUCCAAGUGUGACAGUGGAGACAGUUGCCAGUAUUGUCACUCUCGCACUGAACAGCAGUUUCACCCAGAGGUGAGUGGGGUUUGCUGUCUUUCAGGUGGAAAAUAGGUCGUCUUCUCAAAGUGAUGAAUAUUAAACGCAAUAGUUGGUUUGAAUUCCGAGCAACACUGACUGCGAGAAAUCCCUUUUGAAACAGAUGAGAUUUUGAGGUGUUCUGUCUUUGAGGUUCGAUUGUUGUGUUCAUGACUUUUUAAUUCACACUACAGUCUUCCUUGUGCACGUACAUCUUCGUGUCUCAUUGGUUUGUGAUUUGUUUUUCUUGCUCAGAUCUACAAAUCUACCAAAUGUAAUGAUAUGCGACAAACUGGAUACUGUCCCAGAGGACCCUUUUGUGCUUUUGCACAUGUAGAAAGUAAGUGAACGUUUUUCCAAAUGGUUCAGAUCGUGGGUCAAAAUGUAAAGAAAAUGAUCCAGUCUGGUUUUGCUAAAAUAUUACAAACAUGUGUGAAAGAAUUUUGUGAAAAUGUUCAUGUGGCACCCUCUGAUUGGUUUUAACUCGUUAAUGAUGACUGUUAUCUCCCUCUUUGUUUUCCCUUUUAAUGUGACAAUUGAACGUUUCUCUUGUUCACGCUUUCAGGAAUUCCCUCAACAGAAGAGACCAUGAGCUCAUUGCUAACAGUGAUACAGUCCAGUUCACAGUCUCAGCUGGGCCCUCAACAGUAUUCUGAAUGUCCAGUCAGUGAGUGGAACAGUGGAGGCAACUCCACCACCAAUGCAACCAGUAGCAAUGGACAAGUAGGAAGUGUAGGUUUCACUUAUUUUGUUGGACCUUCAAUUGUGGAUUUAUCCGAAUCGACUGAAACAAGACUUAAAGGAUAGACAAAACUUUGAAAAUAAAAACAAGAUUCAGUCGGUUUUACAGCGACUAAAUUUCCAAAAUAAAUCAACCACUCACAUGUAAACAUGUGUACAGUGCUCCCAUAUUUCUGUUUUAUCAUACUUUUUAUUUUUUUGGAUUCCCAUUGCAACUUUUUGUCUUUACUUUUUUACAUUUCAUUCUUUUAUUCAAAAGAAGUGAGGCAGUGUCUCUAUGAAAAGUAUAUUUGAUGAAGUUAAUUUACAAAAUAUUUCAAGAGGAUAAAAAGUAGACGCAUAGAACACAAGGCUAGUGUAAGCUUGUUUUAUUGUUAAAAAGUCAUAUUUAUACAGAAUGGUUAAGCUCCUAUAGCAUUGGGUUAUCAACCAUCGGGUUAUAAAUGAACACUCCAGGUUAGACUGAACAUUUAGACUAAAGGCUACAUUAGAUAAGAUGAACAGGACCUCUGCAGGAUUAUUAAUGUUAAAUACUUUUACUCGAUUGACCCCCCUAUAAAAAUAGAAGAAGCAUAUGUCACUGCUUUUAUAUUGUUGCUGCAUAUGGAUUAAUUGAAUAGAGUGGAAAGCAGUGAUUGCAGUCACUUAUCCAUGACUCUCACACAUUUGCCACAAUGUUGACCAACUUGGGAUUGUAACAUUAACUUUGAUUUUUGCCUCAGUGUCAACAGGCAGGAGUUAAGUGUACCAUAAUGAUUAGAUAUGGCGUAAAUGAUGAGGUUGUCCCUGGUGUUGGGAUAAAUCACAGCUGUUAGGGUUUUUUCUUUUUCCUAAGUAUUCAGCGCAGCCUGCUCAUCAUGUCAGGUGAUGGCACCAAUGUGAUUUUUUUGUUUCAUUUCCUGUUUUGAAUAUCAUUUAAUUAAGAUCACAUUCACUUCUCUUUCUCAGGUUUCAUGUUCUAAUAGCUCGACUGUAACUCCAAGCUCAGGAAGCGACAGUUUGUUAUCCCCAGUGGGAUCCAUCUGCAGGCCCAAAUCCUUAACUAACAGUAGUUUAUGUUCAGAGUCCACCACAUCCAGUGCCUCAUCUCUGACGUCUAACUAUCCUAGAGCUCCGGGCUUUGAACGUGAGGAUCAGGUACACCUACUGCUCUGCUAAGCUUUAGUAUCAACAUCUAAAACAGAAAUAAGCAAGGCCUCCACUCUCUUUGUAUUGCUGUCAUGCAUUUUUAAUCACUUUAAUUAUUUGCCACUCAUUAUUUUUGUACAUCAUUUUCAUUUUGUCACUUAAUGCAAUUUGUAUAUUAUUUGGAAAUAGUUGUCAUUUGUUAAGUUUCUGUUUGACAAAACUAAAUUUUAGGUAAUUCUCUAAGGCUUGAUCCUGAAAUUGCACCGCCAGAAUAUAUUUUCACAGCACAUUCUCAGCCAUGAGUUUGUCUGUGUCAAAAACUUAGGUGCAUCUAAUACCACUCUGAUAUUGUUAGUCCAGAGAAAUUUAGAAAAAGAGAAAAAUCUGGGUUAUUCCUUUAGUGACUAAUCCCAAAGUAAGGAUAACUGAUUUAGAAAGAUACGUCAAUAACAGGAGAAAUUGCUGCUCCAGAGUUUUACACCAGAUAGUGAAUUAAUGACAGAAAAAAUGUGACUUUCUGACUUUUUUGGGAUUAGAAAACUGCUGUUUGGUUAUUGAAAUGUUCUGUUUGUGUGAAUUUUCACUUUUAUAGAUAAAGAACAAGGGGCAGAUGGAUCAGAAACUGAUGGACCAAGACAAGCAGGUACUUAAACUCUGUUGAAAACGCUGAACUCAACCUAAAAAUGUAUUUUUAUUUGUGUAAUUUAGUAACCUUUACUAUGACUAUCCUAAAGAAAAUACCUGCUGCUCUUUUCCCAGACUCAAAAUACUGUAUUCUCUGCGGUGAACCCUCUGGCAUCAAGCUUUACCUCCAGUAUAACAUCCAGCUUGGCUUCUAGUAUCGGCUCUGACAGUUCCUCACCCACCACCUUAUCAACGAUGAAUGCAAAAGCCACUCCUUUUUACCCAGGGAGCAACACAGUGGAGUCUGUCAUAGGUAUGUGUAUUUAGAGUUAACUGUUAACCGGCCUCUCUGGGUACCACCUCUCUGCGAUCUGUUGUUAAAUGUCAGCCAGAUGUGUUUUGCUUUCCCUUAGGAUCUGCUCUGGACCUCAACUUCAGCGACAUCAACGUCGCAUCUCUUGAUAAGGAGUUAGAGGAGCAAGAUAACAGCGUGGGAUUGGCAAGUAAGGACACCUGACUUUUUUCUUUUUCCAACUUUAAAGGUGCUGGUAAGGUUUUAAACACGUAUUUUUUAAAAAAACAAAGGAAAAGCAUGAACUCUGUCUGCUUUCCCCCCACAGGUCAAAGAGUGCUUGGUGGGUCAGCCCCUGUGAACAUUCCCGGCUCCUUGGCUCGAUCAUCCUCUUUUAAUUCCUCCUCAUCGCUCUCCACCUCCCCACUCAGCUCGCUCUCUCAGUCUCUGUCGCAGUCCCUGCUGUCUGGGACGGUAUCGCAGCAAAAUCAACCCUCAAACAUGUUGGCUAAGCAAGAGCACGGCCUCCUGGGAACACCCACCUCCUCCUCACAGAACUCUUUGGGUGAGCCGAUAGCGUCAGACGCUUGGCUCCUCAUGGGCUGGGAAGUCUGUAGAUACAGAUUUAGAUCUCAAUUAAACAUGUCAUUGAGAAUAACUUGAACAUUUCAUUCAUUUUACUCAGAAAUACUCUAUAAAUCAAGAUUUGAAAGACUAAUGGUUGACUUCUUUGCUUGGUACUUGUAGGUUUAAAUGGAGCAGCAAGCAACAUCUGGGAUUUCGUAAGUGGCAGCUUCUCUCCAAGUCCGUCUCCGGUUUUCAGCAGCCUUACCUCCGCGACCAGCAGCUCUGAUCUGGCCCGCCUUUUCAGAGAGCUGGAUGAGGCCAAGAGGAAAAUCAAACAGUGGGAGGAGGCCUGGCAACAGGUCAAACAGGUGAGUGAGUAAAGGAAUGAAAAAUCAUAGCAGCGCGUGUUUUAAAAUGACCGUGUCUUCAAUGACAAGAUCUGACCUUCUUUUAGGCCUGUGAAGCUUGCCAGAAAGAAGCUCACGAAGCAAAGGAACAAGCAAAGACGGCCGAGGUGGAGCGUCAGCUUGCAGAACAGAAGUGGGAGGAGACGGAUCGCAAGCUAAAAGAGCUCCAAGGGGACUUUGACGCACUUUGCCGCACCCCUGGAACACCCCUCCUACGUAGCUAUGGAGAGCUGGAGCAGCUCCCCUUGUCAAAGCUCCACUCCAUCCAGAGUCAGCUGCGUAAUGACCUAGACCUUAUAGACGGGGUAAGAAAGACUAGAUCACACACAGCAUUUCAUCAGUAGCAUGUACAUAGUUUAAGAAAAAAAAAAACCGAAAAGAAACAGAACAAAACAAAAACAAAAACAGUUUGUCAGGCUAGCAUUCAGAUCCACGCUUUGUCAUCAAGCAUGCAUAUCUGAAAAGUCUGCAUGAACUGUUUCCCUAAGUUGCAGCUGAUACUCGUUCUUUUCUCCCCCAACAGGUAAUAUAUAUGCUUCAGUCAAAGAAAUGUAUAGUUUGCCAAAAGCAUGAUCGUUGCAUUGUUCUGCAGCCUUGCCAACAUUAUGUACUUUGUGAGAACUGUGCACCUAGUAAAACCGAAUGUCCCUACUGUAGAUCGAAAAUAUUGAAGUGGUGAUGUAUAAUUACUCAAGGUACUAUUUAAAGAGUUAGCCCUUUUGAAAAAGUAACCAUAGAUAUACUAUGUUUUCUAAAUAGCAAUGUCUGUUUCAUACAGUGAUUAGAUUAAGUAUAAAUUAGAUGAUGUUUGACUGACAAUACUAAUAGUAUUACAAAUAAGAGAGGGGGUUUAGCUCUUGUAGGUUUUGCUCUUUUUAUGUGAACCACAUAGCUCUCUUUAUACAGCCACCACUCGAUAUAUAUAUGUCAUACUGAAAGCUGAAAUACUCAGCCCUUAGUAACGCAGCUCUUCAUUUAAUUUAGACCAAACACAAACUGCUAAUGCACGUUGCAAACGUUUAAGACUGCUCUAAGAGCAAACAAAAAGUGAGAUAUUUUUUUUAAAAAACAAAAAAAACAAGCAGCAUCAUUUCACCCCACUGAAGAGUCCAGAGUCCAGCUGGAGCAAAUUUAAGGGCAUUUCAUCCCGAUGUUAUUCUCCACUUACAAAACAAAAAUGAAUCCGUGUGAUUGUUGUAUUUUUAUUUUAAAGAGAAAGCACUAUUUUUAAAAUUAGAUACAUGAAAAACGUGUAUACACUGAACACUGAAUGUGCUGAAACUGUAACUCUGAGGUUGGAUACGUUUUUAAAACAACACGGCAUCCUUUAAGAAAAUAACAGUGGGGUUAAUUGACAGCCUGAAAAUCACAGAUCAGGCCCAAAACAUGAUAAUGUAGAGAAAAAAUGUCAGUUUGACAUUUUCUCCUCCUUACUAGAGCUGUGUGUGUUGUUAGUUUUGAACGUGAGCAUGAGUCAUGAUGAUCAACAUAAAAUGAGCAAAACUAAAAGUGGAUGUUUUCUUUGUUAAAGAGGAAUGCAGCAAAAUCCCAGAUUUCUCUAUAAGCCAAUCAAAAUUGUUGAUUGACUCUGAAUAAUGUGUGGAUUUGGAAUAUGAAUCUUAUAAUGAUGACAUGGAUGUAACACCCAACUGUUGAACUUGACUGCACCAAAAAGCGCUCGAAUGGUCAGAAGCUCUUUGUCCUGAUUUAUUAUCUGAAGAUUGAACAGAAUGAGGGAUGAGAACAAAAAAAUUGUAAAAAGUGAAUCAGCAAAUUUAAAAAAGUCUGCAUGAGAAGAAGCCAAUUAAUGCAUUUUGUUGUGUUCCUCUUAAAGAAAACACCAAAUUUCUCUUUUUUUUUUUUUUUUUUUUUUUUUAUUCCAAGCAGUCAAGCAUCUUAAUUUUGACCAACUUUCUGAGGAACUUUGAUUUCUUACUAAAGCACUUUGUUGACCUGGGACUUUGUUAAAGGGUAUAUAGAAAUUUGCUUUAAGCUGCUUUGUAGGUAUUCUUUUGUGUCUUUUUUUUUCCUUUUUAGAUUUAUCAUUUUUUCUCUAUAUAAGCUAAUAUCUGAAGCUUUUGGUGUCUACUGUGAAACAUCGUUGGAAUAUUUCAUGUUUCCUAUUGUUAAAUCAUGGCAUGGUUCUACAUAUUAUUCAGAUUUAAUAGACAAAGUACUUAAUAGUUUCUACUUUCAUAGUUAGAUUUAUAAAAUUUCAAUCAAAUAAGUGCUAACGAAAAAUGCAUUUUAGGCAUAACCAGCAGCUGUAAUAUCAGUAAGGCACAUGCUACAUGUUCAGGCUGUUCUUCAAUCAGUUAGUUUUGUUUUGUAGAGAUUUAUAUAGCCAUUAGGAGAAGCAUGUAUUGUAUUUGCUAAAAGCCUGAAAUGGUGAUUUUUGUAGGAAUCUAGCCUAAACAUAUCGGCCUCUUAACUCGAAAGUGCCUUGCCUUAGUCGAAAAGGUCAUGUGUAGAAUUGUCCAAGCAAACACAAGUAGUCGAAGCUUGUGCACACAGGUUUCUGCGUCACAUCUUUUAACUUAGCAGAAGCAUUGAUAUGUUUAUGACUAUUUGUAUAUACAGUAUAUCUAAAUAUUUGCCAGUGUAUUUGGCCCAAUCCCGUUGAGUAUUUCUGCUGAGGAUAGUUCAGAUCAAACAUUGUCAGUGCCUGUGUCCUGACUACAAACCUAGAAAUUUACCGGCCCUUGUCUCCUUCAGAUACCCACCCACUCAUUCCUCGGUCGUGGUGCUCUUUUGGUGCAGCUUCAGUCUUUUGAAAUUAGUUUUUUCAAUUUAAUGUUUGGGAGUAUGCAAACAUAGGACACAUGGAUUUGUAUAGCAACAUAGUUUCAACAUGCUUUUGAAACAUUUCAGUUACUUAGUUUUAUUGUGAUAAAUCUGCAGUGAAUGAAGAAAACUUGUAAGUCAGAUUUUUGCAUAGGAUUUGUGCUUUGGUUCGUCUAAUUGAAAUGACCUUCUACUGUGUUUAAAAAAAAAAAAAAAUCUUUUUAUUCUUGCUUUAAGAUUCUAUAGAAAAUCAUGUAUCUCCAGGUACACCUUUUUGCUACUUAUAAAUAUGGGGAAAUGCAUUGUUUACAUUCACAUAUAUGACAACUAAGCAACUCAGAGGAAAAUAUCCAGAAAAGUUAUGGUAUUUUAGCGUUUUCAUGAUUAUCUUACAGCAUUAAAGGCAGGCUAAAUACUUCUGGUAUUGCAUGUUAUUGCGAUAUAUAAACCAGCUACAAAACGACAAAAAAAGAAAAGAUAAAAAAAAAGUUCGCACUGUCUCACUGCCAGAGUAUUUGUAUUGAGUUAUAUUUAGUGUAGUAAAGGCUAACUUCUGCAAGCUUCGCUGCUACUGGAAAAAGGUAUUAAUGUAGUUUCUUGUUGAACAUUUAGAUGUUUGAAUGUUGUGCAUCCACAGCUCAGAUUUCCAACUCAUUUGUUAUUGAAUUUGAUGGAUCUUUCUCUUCAUUUGUAAAUCCAUUGGAGUCAAAAUUUCAGUUCUUUUGUAAACCACUUUAGAAAGAUGUCACAGACCUGUACUGCUGUAGAUCGUCCCUCUAUUUUGAAUCGAUUCAAGUUAUUUAUGUUGGACUUCUUUUACCCCCCCGUACACUGGAGGACAGUGUACAGUGCAGCUAAUUUCACAGGACCCUUUGGUUUAUUUUAUUUUGCCUGUGAAGCCAAUUCAGUGAAUGAUGUCUAGUGUGAUAAUCUUAAAAACGAACCAAAGUGGUGUUCUCAUAGUUGUCCAAAAAUGUAUUCUGAAGGGAAAAUUCACCCUUGAAGAGAAUCUAAAUAAUCGCUAUGGUGCAGGACUGAUCAGCCUGUACAUGUGGACAGAAUGCAUCCAGUCGAAAAUAUAGCAGAGGUCAGAGCAGAGUCCGGCUUUGUCACUGGCAGGCCUGGAGUUUUGUUUUGAUAUUUCAUUUAGCGGGACAUACAGAGUGUCCUAGUAGUGAGUAAAACAACAGGACUAUGCCACAACAUUAAUGGACUAGAGCCCAUUUUUUGCAGUUUUACCAAAGACCUGUACUCUUGUCGUUUCUUUUGUACUACAUUUCACCCUUUUGUUUUCUUUUAGUGUGAACCUAAAACAAUUUAAAAGGUAAUCACCUAGAACCUUAAAUAGUGAUCGGUCAUUAACAGUAAUUAAUGGCUUUUUUUCUAUCUAAAAUUAGCUAUAGUGAGUUGAUACACAAAUGAACAAAAAUGCAUGGGUCAGAUCCUUAAAAAAAUGUAUUUGUAUAGUUGAUUUUGUGUGGAGUAUACAUUGACGUUUAUGGCGGUUUGUGCAAUACUGGCGAGCACAUGCCGACCUUAAGCGAGGACUCAGUGUCGGUUUAAUAAUUGUUGUCUACAGUGAAGGAAUGUCAAAGGUGAUGACAUUUGUGCUUCUGAAGUGGCCAUAAAAACUUCACCACAGUUGUGUUUUGAAGUUGAUUUUGUUUUUGUUGAUUUUGCUUAACUACAUAAUCUCAAUCACCUUGGAAGUUGAUGGUUAUGCAUUAUAUGCUGUUCUGAUUGGCCUACAGUGACUGUAAGGUGCUUUCUUUCUAUCUGACUCAGUUCUUCGUUUCUUAAAGCAGCGGUCCAAAUUAGUUUUGAGUUUUUGUAAAAUUACGGGGGGGACAGAUAAUGAUUGUGACAAACGUUAAUGGCAGAUACAGACCUGAUUAAAUCUGUGAUUUUUUUUGUCGGCCCGCUGUCUUUCUAGUGGUCUACCGAAACAUUUACUAACAAAAGGAAUGAAACAUUCACAUGGUAAGCACAGCUUCUAUUUCUUUACAUUUUACAUGAAAUUUGUUCAAUUUAUUAUGGACCAAUUACACUCUCCGGUCAGUCUGUGCCUUGAACACUCAAUGUCGAUUGGUUUCAAGAGAAUAUGCCUCUGUGACAGAUGACAAAAAUCUAAUCAGCUAAAUUAGAAUCAAAAUUCCAGUGCCUUAAAGUGUUUUUAUGGACCACAAUGUGAAAACGAAAUACCCGGGCCACUUAAGCUGAAAGGAAAAAAAGUCACAACAGAGGGAAGCAAAUGAUAUGGAUGACUGAUAAUUGUCUGUCUCAGUCUGUAUUUGCCAUUUUAUCCAGAGAAAAACAGCAAUAUAUUGAACUAUCUGAUCUCAAUUCGUCAUUAGGCACCAAAAAGCUUUAGUUUAUAAGGAAAAAAAGCACCAAAUGGGAAGAAUCUUGUAAAUGAUCUGUAGUAGAUGUAUCAUUAUGCUCUGCAUUGGAAUAGUUAAAUCUAUUUUGCAUUAUUGUUAGUUGUUGUGUUGUCUUUCUGUUUUUAAUAUUAUGAAAAUGGAGCCUGAAGAUUUAUGCAAUCUUGUACAUGUAUAUGAGUAUGAUAUAUGGAGCUGUUCAAAUUAAGUACAACAAGUGUUGUCAAAGGUUAAUAAUCUGAAUGUGGAACCAGUUGUUCCAUAGACUUUAGAAAAUUUCAGUAGAAAUGUUAUUUUAACAUUGAAGCCCUGAAAUAUUGAAUGUAUUGUUCUAAAUUAGAUAUUCAAUGAAUAGGUCACUGGAUAUUAUGGAGCGCAGUUAAUUCAUUAUGAUGUAGCAUCUAGUUGUAAACUGCUAUUCAAUAAAAUUUAUUAGAACUAAAACAAAUGCAAGUUUUCAAGUUUCUAUUUGUCAGCCUAAUGUGGAAAUCUAAGGACAGAAAUGUACUUUUCUCAGGGUAAUACAGUGAGUGAAAAGAGAACGUGUUCAAUCUGAGGAAACUGCAUUUCAUCAAUCUAUUUACUCAAUGUCAGUGGGAUUAGAUAUUAUUUAUAGAAUAAAAAUAUGUCCCAUAUUUUGUGACGAGCUGUAUGAAUAUUUAGGAAAUUCUCUACUGAUAACCGUAGAAAUGAUCCUGUUGGUAUAUUGAUAUUUUUUGUGUUGUGAACACAAAAAUAGGUGCAAGUCUUAGAAUUCUAGAUAUUUUCUUUUUCUACAUUGAGGAUUGUGUACCGCAUAUUUUCUGUAGUGUAUUUCUAGUUUGUUAACACUUGUUAAAUUGUUACACUACAGUUAUGCAAUGGUUUACAGAUUUCACAAAAUUAUUUUUAUCAUCUUGAGAAUUAAAAUAAUUUUUCAUCUGAA
This is a messenger RNA of Xyrichtys novacula (pearly razorfish), 14936 nucleotides long. Lineage: Eukaryota; Metazoa; Chordata; Actinopteri; Labriformes; Labridae. The record is from the annotation of a GenBank genome assembly.